AUUUAAACCAUGAAUUUGAUAAUGGAAUGGUGAAGAAAAUUUGAUAAUUUAAACCAUGAAUUUAUGGGGGUGUGAUUUUGAUAAAAACGUGAUUUUCUUUCUUAAUUCUUAUAAACCUCCUUUUCUAAAUGAUCUUAUGCGUCAUCCAUUCCUCUAUAUAAAAACCCUUUCACAUUUUUAAUUCAACGAAGGAGAGACACCAUCAGUCCUGGACACCAUCUAUCUCAAUCGCCGGUACGAUUAUGGCUCCGUCCGGUUUAAUCGGUUUAGCCUUAUGGGUUUUAAUCUUCUUCGGUAUUUCCAUUGCUCCCCUCGACGCUCGUGGACAUGUGGGCUGGCUUGCCGGAAAGCCGCCGCAGAGGACUGCUUCCAGCGGCAUAUGUGCUUCUUCUGUCAUCAUAUUUGGUUACAAGUGCGAAGAACAUGAUGUGGUGACUUCAGAUGGAUACAUACUGAAUAUGCAAAGGAUACCGGAAGGAAGAGCCGGCCCCGGAGAUGGGUCGACGAGACAGCCUGUCCUUAUACAACAUGGAAUACUUGUCGAUGGGAUGUCGUGGCUGUUGAAUCCGGCGGAUCAAAAUCUACCGUUGAUUUUGGCUGAUCAAGGAUUUGAUGUGUGGAUGGGAAACACAAGAGGGACUCGGUACAGCAGGAGACACAAAUACCUUAGCCCUCAUCAACCGGCUUUCUGGAACUGGUCGUGGGACGAGCUCGUGAGUUUCGAUCUGCCUGCUAUGUUUGACCAUAUCCACGGCCUAACAGGCCAAAAGAUCCACUACCUCGGACAUUCUUUGGGUACUUUGAUAGGAUUUGCGUCGUUCUCGGAAAAAGGGUUAGCGGAUAAAUUGAGAUCAGCAGCGAUGCUGAGUCCUAUUGCGUAUCUCAGCCACAUGACCACCGUAUUAGGCAACAUCGCCGCCAGAAGCUUCCUCGCCGAGGCUACGGCCAUUAUUGGAGUGGCAGAGUUUGACCCCAAAAGUGGACUAGUAGGGGAUUUUAUUAAGGCUAUAUGCCAUCAAGCGGGAAUCGACUGUUAUGAUUUAAUCGCUGUCAUAACCGGCAAGAAUUGUUGCCUUAACGCAUCAACCAUUGAUCUGUUCCUCGCUAACGAACCUCAACCUACUUCCACCAAAAACAUGAUCCACCUUUCUCAAACGGUAAGAGACAAGGAGUUGAGAAAAUUCAACUAUGGAAGUGGUAAUCGCAACAUGAAGCAUUACGGCCAAGCGUUGCCGCCAGCUUACAACAUAUCGGCGAUCCCACACGACCUUCCGCUUUUCUUCAGCUACGGCGGUUUAGACAGCCUGGCCGAUGUUACGGACGUCAAGUAUCUCAUCGACCAGUUUAAGUUUCACGACGUCGAUAAGAUCGAUGUGCAGUUUGUGAAAGAAUAUGCUCAUGCUGAUUUCAUCAUGGGUGUUACAGCCAAAGACGUUGUUUAUAACCAAGUUGCUACCUUUUUCAAACGACAAGCUUGAUUUUAGUAUCGUUAUUAGUUUACAUGUAGUUGCAUGCGUGCCCAUAUAUAUCCUUCAAUUGUUUUUCCCCAAAUAAACGGGAAAAAUAAAAUAAAAAAUUGUUAAAAAUAAAAAGUAAUUUAUUUAUUUUUUUGUUAAAUAAUAACUGUCGUCUAAUUUAAACUAAU
Thlaspi arvense is the source of this 1645-nucleotide messenger RNA. The record is from the annotation of a GenBank genome assembly. Lineage: Eukaryota; Viridiplantae; Streptophyta; Magnoliopsida; Brassicales; Brassicaceae.